AUUUCUAAGAUGGCUGCGCACGAAUUGGAUGUUUACAGUUUAACAGAUAUUGCUGAAAUACAAAAAGCUUACGCACAAAUCCAUCUCCAUGAGCAAAAACUUAACAAUGAACUGGAUGCUAUACUGGAAAACCAACCAAGACUUGACACAAAACUUAACACGCUACAGAAUGUAAUUCCAAACCUGCAGUUGGUAAUGAGAGAUGCCCAACAUUUACAUACCAUGAUUUCCAAUACAUCAGAUUUGGCAGAAAAAGUCAGCAGUAAAGUGCGACUUCUGGAUCUUGUUAAGAACCGUGUCCAAGAAACAAUAAAACGUGUGGAUGACAUCCUUGAUUUAAAGGCUUGUGUGGAUGGUGUGCAAACAGCGCUAAAUACAGAGCACUUUGAGCAGGCUGCAGCACAUAUUCACAGAUAUCUCAACCUGGAUGAACAAGUCCUCAGAGACUUAGCAGAGGACUCAAAAGAAGGUUCUGACUUAGCAGGGGCCUUUGUGUUACUACAUGAAGCAGAGACAAAACUGAAAAGAAUUGUAAAUGACAAGUUUGAGGCUGCUAUACAAAAUGGUGACAGGGGCUCUGUAGAAAGGUUUUUCAAAAUUUUUCCUUUACUGGGUCAACAUCAAGUUGGACUUGAAAAGUAUGCAAGAUAUUUGUGCACACAGAUUGCUGCCCAGUGCCAGAAGAAUUUGGACAAUGCUGUUGCUGUCAAAGACUCAGAUCGUCAUGUCAAUGUUGUGUUUGCAAAUACUCUCACUUUACUGUUUGAGAACAUUGCACGUAUGGUGGAAGAACAUCAGCCAUUUGUAGAGACUUACUAUGGUCCUGGCAAAAUGUUCAUUCUGCUACAAGCUAUGCAGGCUGAGUGUGACAAGCAAGUUAAUCAAGUUGUUGACCAGUUUAUGAAAAAGAGACAGUUCACAGAAAAGUUCAAAUCUGUUCAGGGCAGUCAAACCUUCAGAGGUUCUUCUGGUAACCUUGAUAGGUAUGACCCCAGAGAGCUUGAUGUUGUCUUGCGUGAAGUUGUUGUGAUGAAUGCAAGAGCUGAGAUGUAUUUACAGUUCUUGGAGAAAAGGAUCGCAGAUGACAUGGUAAAUGUUCCUGAAGAGGAAAAAACAGAAGAACUAUUAGGAAUUCAAGACAAAGUUAUUGCCAAUUGUGAACUAAACAGAAGAAUGCAGGAGCUGAUAGGAAACUACAUCUACAUGGAAGAGUACUUUAUGAGAGAAACAGUGAUGAAAGCUGUAAAGAUGGACAUCACAGAGGGUGGUGAUGAUGAAGCUGUCACUUCCAGCAUGGUAGAUGAUGUCUUCUUUAUCGUACAAAAGGCUGUCAGACGAGCCCUAUCCAGCUCUAGUGUGGAUGGAACGUGUGCAAUGCUGAAUCAUGCAUGUGCCCUUCUGUCAUCUGAUUACCGUGAUGUGCUAACUGCCCGAUUAAAAGCAGGUUUUCCAUCUGGAAGUCUUGAUUUAUCUGGAAUGUUGCAAGGAAAGCUGCAAGUGGGCUACUCCACAACGGCUGAAAAUGCAGCUGCCCGGAAGGCUUUCCUUGUGACACUUAACAACCUUGAAGUUAGCAGCAACAACAUUCAGAAGCUAAAGAAAGAUCUUGAGAUUGAAUGUGACAGGAACUUGGCUUUUGGAGAUGCUGCUAAACUGAAAUUAGAGAGCUGUCUUUCAGACUUGAUGAACACAUCAAAUAUUUUCAAGGAUUUACUUCAAGGUGGAUUAUAUCAGUUAUGUUCUACUGCUGUCGUACCAAGAUUAAAACCCCUCAUCGAUGGAUUCAAUUCAACAAGCCACAACAUAUCUGAGAUGAAUCUGAUCCUCUAUUUCAUUGUUUCAAAUCAGCUGGGUGGUCUUCAGUUCGACAAGGAACUACGUUCGCUGGUCGGUUACCUGACAGCUGUCACUCAGUGGACCAUACGAGACAAGUUUGCCAGACUCACACAGAUUGCCACUGUCCUCAACUUAGAGAAGGUGGGCGAGAUUAUGGAUUACUGGGGUCCUAAUUCAGGACCAAUGACUUGGAGACUUACUCCUACGGAAGUCAGACAAGUCCUGUCAUUAAGGGUCGAUUUCAGAAGUGAGGAUAUCAACCGAUUAAAACUUUGAGCUGGGAACCUAAUAGUUUUCACAAAGAAUUAUAAGGAGAUUUUCUAGAAAAGCCCUAAAUGAUGCAGAAAAUAAAUAUUUAACAACUGAUGUAGAUAGGGAGAUUGUAAAUGAUAGAGGGAGUUCAGAGCCCUUCUUUAGAUUACAAGUUUGUCACAAAAUCAUUUUGAAUCGCGACAAAAUUUGAUACACAGCUUGCUCCGCGAGCGAGUAGGAUAAAGCGAAUCUGUGUUUUUAACCGUACCUCAGGUUGCCCUCACACGAUUGCUCUCUUGACCAAGCUUGCUUUUUUUUUGGUGCCUUAUUAUGGUCUACGACUUUGUCUCUGUCCGUGAAACACAAUUAGAGAUCUUGAGCAAUAUAUAUCGAGCCAUCUUGCCUGCACGUUUGGUUGCUGACGUCUACGAUCAACAGUAAGCACAAAUAUGACUAUGAAUAUAAUAAAAUCGUAUAUGGGAACUGCGGAUUAAUAAAUGAAUAUGUGAAUGAGCUUUGCUGUAAUAAACACUUCUUAAGAAGUAGUAAAGAUAGAGUCUGAAAAAACUGAUUCAGGCCAGUACGAGAGUUGAACCCAUGACCUCUGGCUGCGAAAGAGAGUAGAUCUAUGUUCAGAAAUGUAGAUAUGUGUAUUAUUUCAAUAUACCGGUAAGUAUAUUUACCUAUUGUGCGUUUCUCCCGUUUCGUUAUGCCUCAGUUGGCAGACUGUCCAGGUGUAAUAAAGGUGCACUAAAGUGGAAACGU
This is a messenger RNA of Pocillopora damicornis (cauliflower coral), 2853 nucleotides long. RefSeq names its product conserved oligomeric Golgi complex subunit 4. Lineage: Eukaryota; Metazoa; Cnidaria; Anthozoa; Scleractinia; Pocilloporidae. Gene Ontology annotation, cellular component: COG complex. The record is from RefSeq and is a predicted model, not a curated record. Gene Ontology annotation, biological process: retrograde vesicle-mediated transport, Golgi to endoplasmic reticulum; Golgi organization.